UCUAGCAAGGGUGUCAAUUUUUCUUUAUUUUUAAAAUCAGAUCAUUUAAAGAAGUUAUUUACUACAAAUGACUCUACACACGCACGCACGCACAUACACACAAACACACCCAAACCUUUUUAAAGAAACGCUAGAACCCAACCCCCUUUAGGCCAGAGGAAAACAUUACAAUGUACACGCACUUGUGCCUGUUGCCGUAGAGUAAUACGGUAGCAGCAGGAGAUUACGGUACUAGCUGGGCUACUGCCUGUGUUACGUCAGCGAGAGCUGCAAAGUUCCUUGCUAUUCUUUUCUGGUGUCGGGGAGCUGAAUAUUAAAAGGGUGAUUGUGGAGUUAUCGGUUAUCUGUAUUUUUUUUUUCUUUUUCUAUUUUGACUCUUUUUAAAAAUGCAGGUAAAGUGACAGCGGGCCAGGAGCUUAAAGACAUCGGUGGUGGAGGGGUGAGUCAGCGGGUGCAAAAGGACAAGGAUUUGGUUCCUCGGAGAGACGGUCCCCUCUCCGCCUCCAGAGAAGAGCAGGCAGGCAGCUCCCGGGACCCAAGCCGGGUCCACCUCCCACGCUCGCGAGCUGGUGGCUCAGCAGCGGCGCUUCAGGUGGACGCGUUCAAACGAUGCCCGGCAGCCGCCUGUGUCUCAACACAUAUUUCACACCCACGUCCCCUGGCCUGUGCUCCUAGAAGCUGGAGACAGCAGGAGCCUUCGGUGGGGCAGCUCAAAAUGUAGGUAACUGCGGGCCAGGAGCAGCGCCCACAUGCCAUCGGUCCCUGCCUUUGAGCGUCGACGGCUGAUCCUUUGGUUUGAGGGGGAGACUGGCGCUGGAAUUUUGAAUUCCGAAUCAUGUGCAGAAUGCUGAAUCUUCCCCGAGCCAGGACGAAUCACACAACGCGGAAAAGCAGACUCUCGUAAUUUUGGAAUUGCAUGUUGCAAGAAGUCUCCUGGAUCUUCACGCCCACCCUCGGGUAGGGAGGGAGUUGGGGUUCGGGCUAGGCCAGCCCAGCAGGUGGAGAGGGUCUCGGGCAGCCCCGCGCUCCCCUGGCCAUGUCGCCUUUAAUGCCCUGCCCCUUCGUGUGGCCUUCUGAGGGUUCCCAGGGCUGGCCAGGGUUGUUUCCCACCCGCGCGCGCGCUCUCACUCCCAGCCAAACCCAGCUGGCAGGGCUCCCUCCAGCCGAGACCUUUUGAUUCCCGGCUCCCGCGCUCCCGCCUCCGCGCCAGCCCGCGGGGUGGCCCUGGAGAGCCGGACCUCACCCGGCCCCGGCUGGGACCAUGGUGUUUCUCUCCGGAAAUGCUUCCGACAGUUCCAACUGCACCCAACCGCCGGCACCGGUGAACAUUUCCAAGGCCAUUCUGCUCGGGGUGAUCUUGGGGGGCCUCAUUCUUUUCGGGGUGCUGGGGAACAUCCUAGUGAUCCUCUCCGUAGCCUGUCACCGACACCUGCACUCAGUCACACACUACUACAUCGUCAAUCUGGCGGUGGCCGACCUCCUGCUCACCUCCACGGUGCUGCCCUUCUCCGCCAUCUUCGAGGUCCUAGGCUACUGGGCCUUCGGCAGGGUCUUCUGCAACAUCUGGGCGGCAGUGGAUGUUCUGUGCUGCACCGCGUCCAUCAUGGGCCUCUGCAUCAUCUCCAUCGACCGCUACAUCGGCGUGAGCUACCCGCUGCGCUACCCAACCAUCGUCACCCAGAGGAGGGGUCUCAUGGCUCUGCUCUGCGUCUGGGCACUCUCCCUGGUCAUCUCCAUCGGACCCCUGUUCGGCUGGAGGCAGCCGGCCCCCGAGGACGAGACCAUCUGUCAGAUCAACGAGGAGCCGGGCUACGUGCUCUUCUCAGCGCUGGGCUCCUUCUACCUGCCGCUGGCCAUCAUCUUGGUCAUGUACUGCCGCGUCUACGUGGUGGCCAAGAGGGAGAGCCGGGGCCUCAAGUCUGGCCUCAAGACCGACAAGUCGGACUCGGAGCAAGUGACGCUCCGCAUCCAUCGGAAAAACGCUCCGGCAGGAGGCAGCGGGGUGGCCAGCACCAAGACCAAGACGCACUUCUCGGUGAGGCUCCUCAAGUUCUCCCGGGAGAAGAAAGCGGCCAAAACGCUGGGCAUCGUGGUGGGCUGCUUCGUCCUCUGCUGGCUGCCUUUUUUCUUAGUGAUGCCCAUUGGGUCUUUCUUCCCUGAUAUCAAGCCCUCUGAAACAGUUUUUAAAAUAGUAUUUUGGCUCGGAUAUCUAAACAGCUGCAUCAACCCCAUCAUAUACCCAUGUUCCAGCCAAGAGUUCAAAAAGGCCUUUCAGAAUGUCUUGAGAAUCCAGUGUCUCCGCAGAAGGCAGUCUUCCAAACAUGCCCUGGGCUACACCCUGCACCCGCCCAGUCAGGCCCUGGAAGGGCAGCACAAGGACACGGUGCGCAUCCCCGUGGGAUCAGGAGAGACCUUCUACAGGAUCUCCAAGACGGAUGGCGUUUGUGAAUGGAAAUUUUUCUCUUCCAUGCCCCGUGGAUCUGCCAGGAUUACAGUGUCCAAAGACCAAUCCUCCUGCACCACAGCCCGGGUGAGAAGUAAAAGCUUUUUGCAGGUCUGCUGCUGUGUAGGGCCCUCAGCCCCCAGCCUUGACAAGAACCAUCAAGUUCCAACCAUUAAGGUCCACACCAUCUCCCUCAGUGAAAACGGGGAGGAAGUCUAGGACAGGAAAGAUGCAGAGGAAAGGGGAAUAAUCUUAGGUACACACCCCACUUCCUUCUCAGAAGGCCAGCUCUUCUUGGAGGGCAAGACAGGACCAAUCAAAGAGGGGACCUUCUGGGAAUGGGGUGGGGGGUAGACCCAACUCAUUAGGCAGUGGAUAGGGCACAGGGAAGAGGGAGGGUUUCUCACAACCAACCAGUUCAGAACGAUACAGAACAGCAUUUCCCUGCAGCUAAUGCUUUCUCAGCUAAUGUCACUCUGUGCCCGCUUCAACGAAAACCACCAUGGGAAACAGAAUUUCAUGCACAAUCCAAAAGACUAUAAAUACAGGAUUAUGAUUUCAUCAUGAAUAUUUUGAGCACACACUCUAAGUUUGGAGUUAUUUCUUGAUGGAAGUGAGGGGAUUUUAUUUUCAGGCUAAACCUACUGACAGCCACAUUUGACAUUUAUGGGGAGAGGGCCUAGAGAGGAAGAGCAUUAAGAUGGUGGCCGAGAUCCAGACACAUUAUUUUUAGAGCAAAUUCUGAAACUCCACCCUUUCUGACACAUCCAAUUUCUCAGCUUGAGGGAAACUUGACAGUGAAGUUUACCUUUGACUGCACUUUGAAUGGAUGCUGCUCCUCAUUUCCCAAAGAUGAGAGUGAGGGGCACUCAUGAUGUCUCAGAAUGUAGCAUUCUCUAUCCUGGGGUCAGGAGAGAGUUGAAAGAACCAACCAGGGCAGUAUGGCUUUUCCCAAGAGAAGACAGUAGACCUGAGCAUCAUUCUUUCAAUUUAACUACUAGAGAGAAAAUCCAUUAAACAGUUCCAAGAUCAGAUGAUGAUAGGCUUUCUCUCUAAUAUCUUUAAACAUCAAGAGCUUGGGGUGGCUGUUAAUUUCUUGCAAAGACAGAGGCUGUUCACUUACUGCACAGCCAUUUCAACAUGGCUUACAAAAGGCUUUCUUGACAAAUCACUUACCUGUUCCAGAACUCUGUUAUGAAAAUCCAGAGCUUAUAAUAUUUUGAAAGGCAAAAGAUUGUCUCCCAUUACUUCUCAUCUGCUUCACUAUUGCAUAAUGAAUGAGCUUCACCUGUGGCAUGUUGGAAUGAGCCUUAUGAUCCAAGUACAUUCUUCCCGAACUUUGAAAUAUACUAAUGCUUAGCUUCAGAGAGAUACUGAUGGAUCACCAAAGAACUGUCUAAAGCAGGAGUUUGCAAACAUUUUUUGAUAGAAGCCCAUUUAUUCUGGAAAAAGAUCCAGUAGUCAACUCAACUUCAUCUAUUCCUACUUUUCUGCAAGAACUUGGGGAACAUGCUAUAUUUUGCUUUAUGUGUACCAAAUUUUGGUAAACCAUAAUAACUCAGUAUAGAACCUGCGUAUCUCUUUCCUGAAAUGCUUGGAACCAGAAGUGUUUCAGAUUACAGAUUUUUUCAAAUUUUGAAAUACUUGCAUAUACAUAAUCAUUAUCUCUGGGAUGGGACCCAAGUCUAAACACAAAAUUCAUUUAUGUUUCAUAUACACUGCAUAUGCAUAGCCUGAGGGUAAUUUUAUACAAUAUUUUUAAUUGACUGUUUUGGACUACAACCCAUAGACAUGAGGUCAGGUGUGGAAUUUCCCACCUGUGGCAUCAUGUCGGUGCUCAAACAAUCUCGGAUCUUAGAGCAUUUUGGAUUUCAGAUUUUUGGAUUAGGGCUGCUCAAGCUAUAGAUUACUAAUGAGGAAGAUGGUAACUAUAUGCAAAAAUUAUAUAUGGCUGCCAUUCCACAAUAAGGAUUUAAAAUAGGAUUUAUGUUUUUGGAAUAAUUCUUGACAACCAUCAGUGGUCUAAAACUAAAGACCAUUUGCCUAGCCUCUUUCCUCUGUUAAGGUAAUUCCUCCAAGAAAUUCAAAGCAGCUCUAACCUUCACAGCAAGAGUAGUGGCCUCAACAUCCUUUUCUUCUUCCCUUGCAGCAAAAUGAUAAUUUCCUUAAAUCCUUGUCUAAAAAACAAAUCUCUUUCCACGUUGCAAUGGAGGGUAUGUUUGUAUGUUUAUUUGAGUUUUGUUAUAGGUUGUGUUGAGACCUGGAGUGUGACUGUUUUUUCAGCCUUUUUCUGAAGAGUGUCUUCUUACUGGCCAGAUACAUAUUCAGCCUUGUGUUCAGAACUUGGAUUCUGGCACUGAGAUGUUGGCUGGAUUUUUAGACUCUUCUGUUCUCUCUGUGUGUCCCAUAAGAGCUCUGCCAGAUGUGGAUGUCCUAUUAUAGAGGCAGGCAUCUAGGAAGAACUUGAAUAUGCAAACCCUCGCUUCUCUUUGGCCUUGAUAGGAAAGAUCAGUUUCAUUGCUGACAAGAGUUUAGUCCAGAAUCUAAAUAAGAAAAUCACUUGCCCCACUCCUCCUUACAGAAAGAGCAUCCCCACGGGAAGAAUGAUUAUCAUUUUUCUUCAGCAAAUUAUGGUUCCAUGUUAGAGAUGAUCCUUUAAACACCUUUACAGACACAUUUAAAUUUUAGAUAUGGGAAAGCUUAGAAACACAGGAAAUCUGGCACUAAUGCCACAUCUAAUCUAAAUAAACAACUAGAGAAUCUUUCGGUCAUCAGAUUAAAACCAUGACAAUUGUAUCCAUGUAAAACUAUCCGUAAAUAAUUGUCUGCUACACUCUUCUCCAGCUCCCUCUCUCCAGGGAGGUAAACUUUUAACUUUUUUUUCCUUUCCCAUAGCAUGAUACACCAAUUUUACAAGAAAUUGAUAACGUCAACCAAAACUUAGUCAAAGUGGGGUAAACAAUAUAUGAGUUGAAUUACUUUUCGCUCAUUCCCUCUAAAUCUCUGUACCUUUAGGCAUGCCAAAAAAUAUCUAAAAUUGUUGCAGUUUAGCAAAUGAUUGUCAUAUUUAUACUCACAUGUUUACUGCUUCUAUUUGGAGUUUGAGGAAUUUACCCAGAGUAACGAUGUCUUCUCUAAUGUGUUAUAAAAAGUACUUGCUUUGGGAUUGUCUAAAUAUCACAAAAAUCAACAUGACAUUAUGGGAUAGGGAAAAUUUGAGUUUAUUCUGACAUUAUGGGAUAGGGAAAUUUUGAGUUUAUUCUGCAACUCAAACUGCAUGCAUUAAGAGAGACCCCGAAUCUCGUUAUUCAAAAAUUUCCCCAGACUAUGUCAAGGAUUUCAGAAAAGCAUUUUGCUCGUCAGUUUUCUUUCAUUUGCCUCUCUCAUGUCUUAUCCAAGAGGACUUCUGCUUGUAGUCACAUAGCAUGUCUAACACUCUCCAAAA
Molecule: messenger RNA, 5888 nt
Organism: Chlorocebus sabaeus (green monkey)
Lineage: Eukaryota; Metazoa; Chordata; Mammalia; Primates; Cercopithecidae
Gene: ADRA1A
Product: adrenoceptor alpha 1A
Biological process (GO): positive regulation of MAPK cascade; regulation of vasoconstriction; positive regulation of cytosolic calcium ion concentration
Cellular component (GO): plasma membrane
Molecular function (GO): alpha1-adrenergic receptor activity
Source: RefSeq, a predicted model, not a curated record